Balaenoptera musculus (blue whale) is the source of this 901-nucleotide messenger RNA. RefSeq names its product mitochondrial ribosomal protein S15 (gene MRPS15). Gene Ontology annotation, biological process: translation. The transcript has 8 exons. Bases 110 to 889 code for a protein of 259 amino acids. The record is from RefSeq and is a predicted model, not a curated record. Gene Ontology annotation, cellular component: ribosome. Gene Ontology annotation, molecular function: structural constituent of ribosome. NCBI's taxonomy places the organism in Eukaryota, Metazoa, Chordata, Mammalia, Artiodactyla, Balaenopteridae.
CACUCGAUUGGUCGAGCCUGAGCGAACAUGGCGGCGCCCGUAUAACCAAGGCCGUACCGCGAAGGCGACGGCGGCCGUGGGGCGGGUCCCUUGGGGGUCAGAAGCCAGCAUGCUGAGGGCGGCGUGGAGGGCGCUGAGUUCGAUUCGGACCCAGGCAGUGACCCAGGCCCCAGUCCUCGGGCUGCCGGGCGGAGGGUGCGCCAAGCUUCUCUCCGUCCAGCGGGACCUUCCCUCACGUCCUGGAGGUCUCAUCCUCCGGGCGGCCCGCGGAUAUGCCACCCAGAAACCAGUCCAGCCCAGCCAUGAAGAUGACCCGCUCCCUUCUAUGCUGCUCAAGGACUACCAGGACAUCCCUGGAAUUGAGAAGGUUGAUGAUGUCGUGAAAAAAAUCUUAUCUUUGGAAAUGGCCAACCAGAAAGAGAAGCUAAAAAUCAAGAAAGAGCAGUUGAUGAACAAGGUCGUGGAAAACCCUAAGGACACCGGCUCCCUGGAGGCUCGAAUUGUUGCCUUGACUGUCAAGAUCCACAGUUAUGAAGAACACAUGCAGAAACAUCGAAAGGACAAAGCCCACAAGCGCUAUCUGCUGAUGAGCAUUGACCAGAGGAAAAAGAUGCUCAAAAACCUCCGCAAGACCAACUAUGCUGUCUUUGAGAAGACAUGCAGGGAGCUGGGGAUUGAGUACACCUUUCCCCCUCUGUACUCCCGAAAACCCCACCGCCGCUGGGUGACCAAGAAGGCUCUGUGCAUUCGGGUUUUCCAAGAGGCUCAAAAGCUGAAGAAGCAAAAAAGGGCCUUAAAAGCUGCAGCUGCAGCAGCUCGGAAACAAGGCCAGAAGAACCCAGAGAGCCCUUCCAAAACUGGACCAGAGGCAAUCAGAGAAAACCAAUAAAUGUUAAAAUUA